AUUUAAGGAAGAUUGGGAAAAAAACAAGAGCAAAUCCUUAGUAAGAACGUAAUUAAAAAUUCUGUUAUAUAAUAUUCUCUAUCUCUCUCUUAAGCUUGUUAUUAAACCUCUUCCUUAAUUUCUUGUAGUUCUCUGGCCGCACAAUGGAGGCUUAUGAUAUUUGUAAGUUUUGGAAGCUGGAUAUGUUGGAAGAAUUUUCUCAAAUAGUUCUCAAAGGAAAAAAGAAAAUCAUCCUCGACAUCCCGAGCCCCUCUCAGCAGAACAAAAGCGACAUCGUUUCGUUAUGUCCUGCUGAUAGUCCCGAAACAUGCAAUUCUUCGAUACCAGACUGGCUCGUGAAAGUGAUGAGAAAAGAGAAUGGAUACGAUCCAAAGCUGAUCAUAAAGAGGAGGGUGCUGUGUACGACUGAUCUCCGUAAAAACCAGGGGUGUCUCUCAAUGCAUCUCAGCAAAUUAGAGAAGUCAGAUUUUUUGACAGAGGACGAAACCAGAUUCUUAGAUGAAGACUUUUUAAAGGCUAAAAGGGAUGGUUUGAAAGUGUUUUUGGUGGAUCCUGAAUCGGAUAAGCAUGUCGUUUAUUUAAAGAAGUGGAAUGGUAAUACAGUUUGGAAAUAUGUGUUAAGUCAUGGUUGGAACAAUGUGAUUGAUAAAAAAAUCUUCAAAGUCAAUGACGUGAUUGAAAUCUGGUCCUUUCGAGAUGGAAGUGGAAAACUUUGCUUUGCUCUCUCUUCUCCAACCCGUUGUGGUAGAAGCAGCUCUGGUCAUUCCUCAUAA
Messenger RNA from Arabidopsis thaliana (thale cress), 773 nucleotides. RefSeq names its product B3 domain protein (DUF313). Gene Ontology annotation, molecular function: DNA binding. Gene Ontology annotation, cellular component: nucleus. The coding region runs from base 144 to 773 and encodes 209 amino acids. The record is from RefSeq and is marked reviewed. The transcript has a single exon. NCBI's taxonomy places the organism in Eukaryota, Viridiplantae, Streptophyta, Magnoliopsida, Brassicales, Brassicaceae.